AUGCAAAAGAGCGUGUGGAAGGUAAGAACCAUCGUUGACGAACACAACCACGAGCUUGCCCCAGCGAUUUUUACAAAUCUCCUUCCUAGUCAUCGAAAGAUGAGCGAAGGUGACAAGGCACAAGUGGAUAGUUUCAAGCAAUUUGGGAUCCCAACCUCGAAAAUAAUGGCUUACAUGGCAGGGCAAUCUGGUGGGUAUAGUAUGCUUCGGUUUACAAAACGGGAUUUGUACAAUUAUGUUCACGGACAGCGGCUUGCGCGAAUAUCGGAUGGGGAUGCAGCAGCCACUAUCGGUUACUUAGAGGGUAAAGCGAACGUGGACAUGAUGACCUCGGCACACUACACACGGACCCCGGAUAAUCGACUGGGCAGCCUAUUUUGGGCUGAUGGGGAGAUGAUGGCGGACUAUCAGCUAUUCGGUGAUAUUUUGGCCUUUGAUUCUACGUAUCGUGCUAACAAGUACAGGAAGCCGAUGGUGGUAUUCUCUGGGUCAAAUCACCAUAAACAAACAUCCAUUUUUGGGUUCGCGUUGCUUGAGGAUGAAGAGGUUCGUACUUACCGGUGGGUGUUAUUGAACCUGCUGGAUGUGAUGGGACAUAAGAAGCCUUGUGUAGUAGUCACGGAUGGGGACAAGGCGAUGCGAGCUGCGAUUGCAGAGGUGAUCCCGACCACGAAACAUAGGUUGUGCAGUUGGCACCUUGAGAAGAAUUACGUCCAGAGGGUUAAGGAGACAGAAUUCCGCAAGGUUUUUCAGAAAGCGCUGUAUGCCAACUUGGAUAUCAAUGAGUUUGAGGAGUAUUGGAAGACGGCGGUUGAGUCGCUUGGCCUACAAGAUAACAUCUGGGUUCAGAGCACAUACGAUAGUAGAGAAAGCUGGGCAAUGGCCUACCUGAGGGGCACAUUCUGUGCGGGAUACAGGACUACCUCAAGAUGUGAAGGGAUCAAUGCUUUUGUUAAGGGUUUUCUUAGAUCAACUGAUAGCAUUUUGGAACUUGUACACAGUUUAGAUCGAGUUGUAAAAGACUAUCGGAAUAAUGAAGUAACAGCCCAAUUCUAUUCCACCUAUUAUACUCCUGUGCUAACGACUGGACUUAAUUCGAUCGAGCUUUUUGCUUCGAAGGUGUAUACACGAGCGGUUUUCAGAGAAGUGAAGAAACAAAUAAAAGGUGUGGCGACGCUAUUGUUUCGGGGCAGGGACAGCAUUAGCACGACGUGUGUGUACAAGUUUUCGAAGAUGGGGAAACCUAAUAGGACAUACAAGGUGUUGUAUGAUCCGAACGAGGAAAGGAUUGAGUGUGAAUGUUCAAUGUGGAACAGUGAGGGGAUUCCCUGUAGUCAUAUAUUCUGUGUGAUGAAGUAUGAGGGCUUGGAAAAAAUACCUGGCGGUCUUAUUUUGAGCAGAUAG
This is a messenger RNA of Arachis ipaensis, 1404 nucleotides long. NCBI's taxonomy places the organism in Eukaryota, Viridiplantae, Streptophyta, Magnoliopsida, Fabales, Fabaceae. The record is from RefSeq and is a predicted model, not a curated record.